AGCCUUACAGCCCGGCUGUAUGGGUCAUGAUGUUCGUGAUGUGCCUCACCGUGGUGGCUGUCACCGUCUUCGUGUUCGAGUAUUUCAGCCCCGUUGGCUACAACCAGAACCUCACCAGCGGCAAGAGGCCAGGAGGACCCUCCUUCACCAUUGGCAAGUCAGUGUGGCUGCUGUGGGCUCUGGUCUUCAACAACUCGGUGCCCAUCGAGAACCCCAAGGGCACAACCAGCAAGAUCAUGGUGCUCAUCUGGGCCUUCUUCGCCGUCAUCUUCCUCGCCAGCUACACUGCCAACCUGGCUGCCUUCAUGAUUCAGGAGCAGUACAUUGACACCGUGUCGGGGCUGAGCGACAGGAAGUUCCAGAAGCCACAGGAGCAGUACCCCCCCUUCCGCUUCGGCACCGUCCCCAAUGGCAGCACCGAGAGGAACAUCCGCAGCAACUACCCCGACAUGCACACCCACAUGGUGAAGUACAACCAGCGCUCUGUGGAGGAUGCCCUCACCAGCCUCAAAAUGGGGAAGCUGGAUGCCUUCAUCUACGACGCAGCGGUGCUCAACUACAUGGCGGGCAAGGACGAGGGCUGCAAGCUGGUGACCAUCGGCAGCGGGAAGGUGUUCGCCACCACGGGCUACGGCAUCGCCCUGCAGAAGGACUCGCGUUGGAAGCGGGCCAUCGACCUGGCCCUGCUCCAGUUCCUGGGAGACGGAGAGACCCAGAAGCUGGAAACGGUUUGGCUAUCAGGGAUCUGCCAGAAUGAGAAGAACGAGGUGAUGAGCAGCAAGCUGGACAUCGACAACAUGGCCGGAGUUUUCUACAUGCUGCUGGUGGCCAUGGGGCUGAGCCUGCUGGUCUUCGCCUGGGAGCACCUCGUCUACUGGAAGUUGCGUCACUCUGUCCCCAAGUCCCACAAGCUUGACUUCCUCCUGGCCAUCAGCAGG
This is a messenger RNA of Leptosomus discolor (cuckoo roller), 938 nucleotides long. The record is from RefSeq and is a predicted model, not a curated record. Lineage: Eukaryota; Metazoa; Chordata; Aves; Leptosomiformes; Leptosomidae.